AUGAUGCCUUUAUGCCAGAACAUAACUUCGAAAACUAUUGAAACGUCUCGAUCCAGGCACCAUUUCGACGAUGUAUUGCUCGAUCCUAGCUCCUGUACACCAUCAUCGCUGUCAUCUCCACCACUUUCAGCAUUAUUCCAGAUAACAACUUGUACCGCGUUGCUCGCUGAGUAUAACGCUGAUGUUGUCGGAUCGGGCGGUGUUCGGUGCGCUGAUGGUUGUGAAUGUACAUUCGAUAGCGAUCAGGUUGCAUGCGUCUGCGAAGUGCUUCAUCAGUCCGGUGACAUCGACCGCCUUGUAUGCUCUUAA
Gongylonema pulchrum is the source of this 309-nucleotide messenger RNA. The record is from the annotation of a GenBank genome assembly. NCBI's taxonomy places the organism in Eukaryota, Metazoa, Nematoda, Chromadorea, Rhabditida, Gongylonematidae.